AUGUCAUGUAUUGAAUUUGUUGAAAAUUAUGGUCCGAAUAUUCUUGUGAUUGCCAAAUCUGCAAUUAUCGGUAGCAGUGUUGGCAUUGGACAUAUGUCCAAUAAUUUAAAGAUAUAUUGGACAUAUAAAAUUUUAUAUGUCCAAUCGUUUUCAAAAUCAUUGGACAUAUGUCCAAUGCCAACUCU
Molecule: messenger RNA, 185 nt
Organism: Dentiscutata heterogama
Lineage: Eukaryota; Fungi; Glomeromycota; Glomeromycetes; Diversisporales; Gigasporaceae
Source: the annotation of a GenBank genome assembly